This is a messenger RNA of Prunus avium (sweet cherry), 797 nucleotides long. NCBI's taxonomy places the organism in Eukaryota, Viridiplantae, Streptophyta, Magnoliopsida, Rosales, Rosaceae. The record is from RefSeq and is a predicted model, not a curated record.
UUGAAAGCUUUAGCCCGAGCUUACUUUGAGGAGGCCAGAUGGUUCAAUGAAGGAUACACCCCAACCAUGGAGGAGUAUCUACCUGCUGCAAUAGUUUCUACUGGUUACCACAUGCUUUCAACUGUAUCCUUACUUGGCAUGGGAGAUAUUGUAACAAAAGACACAUUUGAGUGGCUGUUCAGUGACCCAAAAAUUGUUAGAGCUUCCGCGGCCAUUUGUAGGUUAAUGGACGAUAUUGUGACAAACAAGUUUGAGAAAGAGAGAGGCCAUGUUGCUUGUACUAUUGAUUGCUACAUGAAGCAAUAUGGGGUGUCGGAGCAAGAGGCAGUUGAUGCUUUGAACAAGCAAGUGGUGGAUCAGUGGAAGGACAUAAACGAGGAGUUUCUUAGACCAACUGCAGCGCCAAUGGCUGUCCUAAUAAGAGCUCUUAACUUUGCAAAAGUGAUGGAUCUCCUUUACAAAGGUGACGAUGGCUACACGCGUGUUGGUAAGGUGGUGAAGGAUAAGAUUGCUUCACAUUUUAUUGAUCCAGUGCCAAUUAUAUGAGUCUUUUUUUUAUGUCAGACUGGCUUUCGGUCUUUGCACAAAUAAGAGAGGGACCUCUAUGCUUUGAGUUAGGUCCCUGCCAAUAAUGUAUGGUUAUUGAUUAGAUUUUAGCCCUUAUUGGGAGAGAGGGGCUCUGGGGGCUUGAACUUUUUUUAAAUGUGUAAUAAUGUUUAUCCUACAUGCAUCAAUGAAAAACAUAAACCGACACUACUUGGGUCCUGAAUGUUGAGGAUUGUAUCUUUUCCUUUUUU